AUGCCAACUCAGAAAUCCAUCACCUUUUCUAAUCUCUAUCUGUUAUCCUUCUUCUUCAAUCGGCCGACAAUUUAUGAACAGAAGAAAGAUCUGAGAAUUAUGAGGCUAUUGGGUUCAUUGAUAAAGUGUUUCUCUCCAAAUCUAGUUUCAGAAAGAAUCUCUCACACAAAUCCCAUUGAUGAUAAUGUGAAGGAAUUCAGAACUUACUCCUACAAUGAAUUGAAGGCUGCCUCCGGUGGAUUCCGAUCAUCAAACAAGGUCGGAGAAGGAGGAUUUGGUUGUGUUUAUAAGGGUUUGUUUGAAGAUGGAAGUUUGUUGGCAAUAAAAGUAGUAGCUGUUGAGAAAGAAUCAAUGAGAGGAGAAAGAGAAUUCGUAGCUGAAUUAGCUGCCCUAUCUAAUAUCCUCUAUGAAAAUCUUGUCAAGCUUCUGGGUUGUUGGGGAGAUGAAAAUAGGAAGAAGUUUAGUUGGAAGAGAAGAAGGAAUGUUGUUUAUGGAGUUGCUAAAGCAUUGGCUUAUCUUCAUGAAGAAGUUCAUCCUCAUGUUGUACAUAGAGAUAUCAAAACAAGCAAUUUUCUUCUUGAUAAUGAUUUCAAUCCUAAACUCUCGGAUUUCGGGCUCGCCAAGAUCUUUACUGACAAUACUUCGUAA
Messenger RNA from Impatiens glandulifera, 648 nucleotides. Its product is annotated as putative serine/threonine-protein kinase. Gene Ontology annotation, biological process: protein phosphorylation. Gene Ontology annotation, molecular function: ATP binding; protein kinase activity. The transcript is spliced from 3 exons. The coding region runs from base 1 to 648 and encodes 215 amino acids. NCBI's taxonomy places the organism in Eukaryota, Viridiplantae, Streptophyta, Magnoliopsida, Ericales, Balsaminaceae. The record is from RefSeq and is a predicted model, not a curated record.